GAAGGAAUCUGUUUAUCGCUGCAUACUCAGGUGGUUGUUUUAUUUUUGGUUUUAUUUUAAAGAGGGAAAAUGUCUGAUCAGGGGGCUCAGCAGCAGCCGCAGGUGGAAGUGGUGAUGAAGGACGAAGGUCAACAGCCUUCAGCCUCCACUCCUCCUCCUCCACCUCUAACUGUUACUCAGCAGGAGAAGGAGCUGCAAGAGCAGCUGCGGCGGCAAAAGUACCGCCUGGCAGAGUUGGAACGUCAGGAGGCGGCUGAGCUAGAGGCUGCAACAGAUUAUUCCAGAAGUGAAUAUCUGUUGCAGCAGCUAGACAAGAUGCUCUCAGAUGACGCUUGUGCACAGGUGACCAAACACCUAGCAGAGCUUAUCAUCUUGGAGCACAAGAUCACCAGUUCUCAUUUCACGAACUGGGAUGAUCGCUUUGAGCAUUUGGAGCAUCGGGUUGACGACCUGGCAGCUCAGCAGUCCAAGAUUUUGGAUGUGAUCCAGAGCUUGACUGCUCAGCUGCCAGCCUCCAAGCUGAUUACCUCUCAGCUCCCUCUGAUCAAACCCAAACCUUCUCCUCCUUCUACACCUCCAUCUCGCCCUGGAUCUGUGCAUUCUUCCCGGAAACCAUCCCAUUCCCAAAAAGCCUCAGGCAAGGCCACCUAUGCUGCUGUUACUGCAGGAGAUCACAGAGGUCCCAAGAUCCCUGCUCCCAACAAGUUCAGGGGCGAUGACCCCAAGACCGAUGUUGGGGACUGCGCUGCUGGGACCAAAGCCUACUUGAGGGGCUUUAUCUGUGCAGAAAGGACCAAGGUGGCGACCGUUCUGGGACUGCUGGAGGGACCUGCAUUGAAGUGGGCCACUUCCACCUCCAGCAGUCUAGAGCAGUCCAUGGAGGACUGGGCUUUUGGGCUUGGGGUGGACAAACUUCUGCAGGCCCUGGAGGACCGUUUUGCAGACAAGGAGCGGGCCCGCAAGGCUGCUGACAGGAUUGCUCGCCUGGGGCAGCAGCGGUGCAGCGGCACCCUGCAGGCCUUGUUUGCAUAAUUCGAGCAACUUCCCUCCACCCCUGGGUUGCUCAUUGCAACCGAUGA
Chara braunii is the source of this 1079-nucleotide messenger RNA. Lineage: Eukaryota; Viridiplantae; Streptophyta; Charophyceae; Charales; Characeae. The record is from the annotation of a GenBank genome assembly.